AGCGGAACACAGAGCUGUGCUGAUGGCAGGCAGCUACCUGUCAACAACAUAGGCUUAGCAGUAUCCGAAGUCUGUGAGGCCAUUUUCUUCUUCUUCUGUCAGUUGUUGCAGGUCCUUUCAGUGUGGCUACAGUGUUAUGGAUGAACCAUGAAGGCCCAAUUACAAGUCACAGUGCUUUCAGCCAAGCUGAAGGAAAACAAAAAGAACUGGUUUGGUCCCAGCCCGUAUGUUGAGGUAGCUGUGGAUGGUCAGUCAAAGAGGACUGAGAAAUGCAACAACACACACAGUCCCAAAUGGAAGCAGGCUGUCACAGUAAUUGUGACUCCGGUCAGCAAGCUGAUCUUUCGUGUUUGGAGUCACCAGACACUGAAAGCAGACAUCCUUUUGGGAAUGGCCAUUCUGGAGAUCAGUGAGACUCUUAAGGCCAAUGACCUGAAAUUGUGUGAGGUGGUGCAGACACUGCAGCUGUGUUCUGACAGAGACCCUCGGGAUAUUGUCGGCGACCUGUCAGUCUGUCUGGACGGCAUGCAGGUGGACCCAGAAACCUUCGCCUCAGCAGAGAGAGAACAUGCAAAUGUUCCAAAUGGAAAGGCAAAACAAAAUGGAGACAAUGGCAACAGAUCAAGCAGAGACACGUCUCCCUCCAGUGACUCAGAGGAGUGGGUCAUUGUACCUAAUGGUCAUGCUGUCAAUGGUACGGGUUCUCCUUCACGAUCUCCAGGAGGCUCUAAUGCCUCACGUCCUCCCAGACCAGCCCGACCUCCUCCUCCUACACCUCGCAGACCAGCUGCCUCACCAAGCUCCUCUAGCAGUUCCUCUCCUAGCGAGCUGAGUGAAGGUCCAGCUUCUGAUGGUUCAUCACAGGCGUCAGCCAGUGGGUGUUCAAAUCAGCAGGAUGACUCAGGCGCCGGAGCAGCGACAGCAGUUUCUUCACAGGCAGGGAGUGGCCCCAAACCAGGGACCUCUGCUUCAGCCGCUCUGGCCACCACAACUCCCCGAAUUGCACCCAUGAGCAACGGUCCCCUACCACCAGGGUGGGAGCAAAGGGUGGACCAGAACGGACGGAUGUACUAUGUGGAUCACAUUGAGAAAAGGACAACUUGGGAAAGGCCUGAUCCUCUGCCUACAGGGUGGGAGCGUAGGGUGGACCCGAUGGGUAGGGUGUACUAUGUUGACCACAUUACCCGAACAACGACAUGGCAACGCCCCACGCAGGAGUCAGUGCGUAAUUACGAAGAAUGGCAGCACCAGCGCAGCCAGCUGCAGGGAGCCAUGCAUCAGUUUAACCAGAGGUUCAUCUAUGGGCUCCAAGACCAUUUGGCAGCCACGACCAACAAAGAGUUUGACCCGCAGGGACCUCUGCCACAUGGUUGGGAGAAAAGAACCGACACCAAUGGGAGAGUAUAUUUUGUUCAUCACCCAACACGGACAACACAGUGGGAGGACCCCAGGACACAAGGGCUGCUGAAUGACAAGCCCUUGCCAGAGGGUUGGGAGAUGAGGUUUACUGUGGACGGUAUUCCUUACUUUGUAGACCACAACCGGAGAACCACAACCUACAUUGACCCUCGCACAGGGAAAUCUUCACUUGAGAACGGGCCACAGAUAACCUAUGUCAGGGACUUCAAAGCCAAAGUGCAAUACUUCAGGUUCUGGUGUCAGCAAUUAUCGAUGCCUCAGCACAUUAAGAUUACCGUCUCCCGGAAAACCUUGUUUGAGGAUUCAUUUCAACAGAUCAUGAGCUUCCACCCUCAAGACCUGAGGCGUAGACUGUGGAUCAUAUUCCCCGGAGAGGAAGGUUUGGACUACGGGGGUGUGGCCAGGGAAUGGUUCUUCUUGCUCUCUCAUGAAGUACUGAACCCCAUGUACUGUUUGUUUGAGUACGCUGGCAAGGACAACUACUGUCUGCAGAUCAACCCUGCCUCUUACAUUAACCCUGAUCACCUCAAGUACUUCAAGUUCAUAGGACGCUUCAUUGCCAUGGCCUUGUUCCACGGCAAAUUCAUCGACACAGGUUUCUCCCUGCCUUUCUACAAGCGUAUCCUGAACAAACCUCUGGCUCUGAAAGACCUGGAGUCCAUAGAUCCAGAGUUUUACAACUCGCUCAUCUGGAUUAAGGAUAAUAACAUAGAGGAGUGUGGUCUGGAGAUGUUCUUCUCCGUUGACAAGGAGAUCCUGGGGGAGGUCACCACCCACGAGCUGAAACCAGAUGGAGGGAACAUCCAAGUCACAGAGGAAAAUAAGGAGGAAUACAUCAGGUUGGUGGCAGAGUGGCGGCUGUCCAGAGGUGUAGAGGAACAGACUCAAGCUUUCUUUGAGGGCUUCAAUGAAGUUUUGCCUCAGCAAUACCUUCAAUACUUUGAUGCAAAGGAAUUAGAGGUGAUGCUGUGUGGGAUGCAGGAGAUCGACCUGGUGGACUGGCAGAGAAACACAAUUUACAGGCAUUAUGCCCGAAGUAGCAAACAGAUCCUCUGGUUCUGGCAGUUUGUGAAGGAGAUGGACAACGAGAAGAGGAUGAGGCUGCUGCAGUUUGUCACAGGAACCUGUCGCCUUCCUGUGGGCGGCUUCGCUGAUCUGAUGGGAAGCAAUGGCCCUCAAAAGUUCUGCAUUGAGAAAGUGGGCAAAGAGAACUGGCUUCCACGAAGCCACACAUGCUUUAAUCGUCUGGACCUCCCUCCUUACAAGAGCUAUGAGCAGCUGAAGGAGAAGCUCAUGUUCGCCAUAGAGGAGACAGAAGGCUUUGGUCAGGAGUAAUUCAACAGGAGCAGCAGGAUGGGAUGGAGGAGAGUGGGCUUGGAGGAGCCAUAUCCAUUUCAAACGAGCACUUUUCGACACUUGCAGCCAGGAGCUGCGUGCAAACUGGUAGAUGGGCGUACAAAUCUUUAUUUUCUAUCAAACUAUCAUAUGCAGUAACAACCGUUUCUAAGCUGUUAUGUCACAGAUUCAUUUAUCCUCCUCACUCUGUAUCACUUCUCACCUACAUGAUUAGUUCCACCCUAAUCCUGCUGAUCUCACUUCGCCCUGGUCAGGCGAUGGAGGCAGAAUAGAUGCCUUUCUCACCCUGUCAAGUCUGUACUCGCCGUAUGUUGCGCAAGUGCAGUUUCUACACGUACAUCUGUCAAUCCGUGCAGUAGUCACUUCUUUAGAGCCGCCUCGUCGGGUCUAUGCACUAGAUGUAAUGAUUUUAGAGAAAAGAACCUUAUUUUGUGCAUUUUGACUUAAACUAAAACAGUUCAUAUCAAGUAUCAUCAAAGGCACAUAUAUGGUUUUGGGUCUUCUAGACUCAGCUUUUAUUUUCCUUUAGUUGUGAAGAUGAAUGGAUGGAUGAUUUUUUUAACAGCUGACUGAACUGACUCCCGUAGCACAUACACGGUUUCUUUAAUAUCUUUAAUAAAUAUGAUCAUGCUGAUAUGAUACUUUCUCUUAUUUUGACAGGCUGAUUUCUUAACUUUAUAAGGAGUUGAAACGUUUAAACUAGUUUGCACAUAGUUAUGUGAGCAGUAUGGCGGUUGUGAUUGUUCUUAAGAGAGGUUGUAUUUUUAUGUGCAAUAGUUUUGUAGAAAUUUUGCCAAUAAUAGAGCCAAACAGUGAUUUGUUUGAUCAUUUUAUAACACUUUGGUAAGUUUCAGCGUUUAGUAUUGAUUUUAAUUCUCAAUAUAAACUAGAGAACAUUUGCAUAUUUGCAAUUGUGUUCAGCAAAACUGGUUUGGUUGUGAUUUGAUUUGACAAACUUUGCCUUCCCACAAUGAUCUGUGUGCUGUAUAUAAUAUCAGCCUGUUUGACCUUAAAUGGUCACAUGCUUUACCAGUCUGGGAGACUGAAAAGAGUGAAGUCUUGAUAAUUAUGAGCCGUUACUAAUGAAGUGGGAGCUUUACGAUUGAUUUGUUGGCUAAUGACCUAUUCCCACUGAAAGGUAGCCAAUUCUCUGGUAGAUGUCCAGAAUUAGGGUAAUGUCAGUGUUUUUCAACCUGGACUCUACUGUUCCAUGUUUUUCUGUCUGAGUGACUUGUAGGAGCAACAAUUUUUGAAAUUGGUCUUGCAUUGCUCACCGUGUGUCCAUUGAAGGUGCUUGGUUUGCCACUGACAGACUCAGAUUGUUAUCAUAAGUGUCUCAUUAUGGAAAGGAUCACCACAGAGUUUGACUUUUUGUGAAAAAGAAAGAUCUUAAACCAGAGACAGCUUAAUCUGAGCCUGUCACUUGCCCUUGCUCAAUACUCAGACAAUUUAAAAAUUUGCUCUUAUUAGUCACUUGGACACGAAAACAUGGGAAAAUUGGCUCCAGGUUGAAAAAUACCAAAGUUACGCUUUAAGUAUUAUCUAGGGUUAAUAAUGAAGAUACAGAAUCCUAACUGUUUAAUGUGUUUAGUGACUAAUACAGUUUAUGUAAAUAUACUUACAAAGUAGAAGAUGUGUUUAACAUCUUAAUACAUUUCGUUCAGCCAGGCAGCGGAGCCCCGUGAGUCGCAGGUGUAAGUUGAUAAUAAGAUUUGAAUCAAUGUAAUAUAAAGUGGCCCUAGUUUUAUAGGGUUUUAGGUAUUCAGAUUUGUACAGUAGUAUACUAGAGUAUCCCAUGUCUUUUCCAAAAAAAAAAGCUCAGCUAACUUCAAACUUAAAGUUUCUUUUUGCUAUCAGGUCGAGUAUCACAUAAAUACAAUUACUAUGGAACCAAUCUACCAAAGGAUUUUAUUUAAUAAUCUUUUGAAAACCAAUCGGUUUUUAACAUCCCCCUAAAUGAUUAUUUAUUUGAAUUCAUUUGUCACUAUAAGGUUGUUAGUCAUCCUAUAUUAUAUUAGUGGGUAACACUGUAAGGUACAAAAAGCUCAGCUUCUUCAAUUUUAAAUACGACAUUUGAACAAAAUUCCAACCUGUAAAGUGAUAUUUUUUAAUGACUUUUAAUUGUGCAAAUAUCAAGCUGUGUCGUAUGUGCGUGGUGUAAAUUACAUGUGUAUGCCAGAUCAUUUAAAAAUCUUAAUAACAAAUUCAGUGUCACCUAGUUGACUUGAAAGUUCCCAGUAAAAAUGUAAAAAAAACAUGUCCACAAAUUUGACUCAUAUAUUUGCCUGUGUGUGAACCAUGUGGCUGUAUAUUAUUACAUAUGCUGGUACUACACACAAAAAAAGCUUGAAGUCUCCCUCACUGACCUAACAUGUAUUGACCCUCAGUCAAUACCAGUUACUGCUCACUUUCUACUUAAUUGUAUCUGAUGUGUCACAUUAUCUCAUAUUUUCCCCUUUAUUAGAGUUAAUACAAACAUAUACACCUGCAAAACUCAGUGUGUAGCUACUGGUGUGCAGACUUGUGAAGAGAUUAUUGUUUAAAAAAAGGAAACCUUGCUUUAAAAAAAGGUUUGUGAUUAAAAUGUUUACUGUUGAAUAUUUUAACAGAUUACAGUUAAUAAUUAUAGCACCUUGACACUCCAAACUGAAUUAACCACUUCACUGUUUAAUCACUGCUGUGUUCCAGAUCGUGGAGCAGUUUAAUGUAUAGAAAUAUGCAAACUAGUGUUUAAGUUGUACUGAUUGCAUUGUAAAUCAUGUCGAUACUGUAAUCACUGUUUUUUCUUUUUGAAGCUCUAACUUUUUUGAUAAGUGGAAGUCAAUGGUUGAAUACUAUUUAUUUGGAAAAUAGGUUUCAUGUAACAGUGGACUGGACUGAUUGAGAAAAAACAGUAAUAAAAUGAUUUAAACACUGGGCUCCUGCA
Plectropomus leopardus (leopard coralgrouper) is the source of this 5701-nucleotide messenger RNA. It is a transcript of the gene itcha, whose product is annotated as itchy E3 ubiquitin protein ligase a. Gene Ontology annotation, biological process: protein K48-linked ubiquitination; protein K29-linked ubiquitination; proteasome-mediated ubiquitin-dependent protein catabolic process. Lineage: Eukaryota; Metazoa; Chordata; Actinopteri; Perciformes; Serranidae. Gene Ontology annotation, cellular component: cytoplasm. The record is from RefSeq and is a predicted model, not a curated record. Gene Ontology annotation, molecular function: protein binding; ubiquitin protein ligase activity.